Messenger RNA from Cyclopterus lumpus (lumpfish), 2497 nucleotides. It is a transcript of the gene chga, whose product is annotated as chromogranin A. Gene Ontology annotation, biological process: negative regulation of insulin secretion; negative regulation of catecholamine secretion; defense response to bacterium. Gene Ontology annotation, cellular component: chromaffin granule. NCBI's taxonomy places the organism in Eukaryota, Metazoa, Chordata, Actinopteri, Perciformes, Cyclopteridae. The transcript has 8 exons. The record is from RefSeq and is a predicted model, not a curated record. The coding region runs from base 272 to 1456 and encodes 394 amino acids.
GUCAGGUGGAGAGACGGGAGAGGGACCGAGGCUGCUUCUGUUGCUGCUGCUGCUGCUGCUGCAAAGACAUCUGGCUCUCCGGAAGUACCGAAAAGCCAAUUUAAGUUUAGAGUUCGGGAUGCGAACGUGAAAAUAAAAUAAAAAACACCGACCGUCUUUUUUUUUUUUAAAAAGGGGGUGACGUCACACCUUCUGAUAUAAGCUUCGCUGUCUUUCUAUUCUUGCCGGAGAGCUUCAUUGCUACAAAAGAAGCCUCGUUUCCCCCCAAACAAUGGUCGCGAGAGGACUCGUCGUGUUGACGUUGCUGUCGAGCUGCGUUCUGUCAUUGCCAGUGACUCCCAGUCAGCUGGAGAAUGAGGACGUAAAGGUGAUGAAGUGCAUCGUGGAGGCGCUGGCAGAUGUGCUAUCGAGGCCCCGCCCCCUACCUGUCAGUCAGGACUGUUUGGUCACACUGAAGACAGAUGACCGGCUGGUUUCGGUGCUUCGCCAUCAUAACUUUCUGAAGGUGCUGCAGGACAUCGCUGUUGAAGGUCGUCAGGAGAGAGCUCAGCAGCACAGAGACGCCGCUGCACCUGAACGCACCACACGAGCUCCUCCGGCUGCGGACGAUGUCGCUGAUCGAUCCAUGCUGGAAGCUUUAGGAGGCCCAGGUGAACGAUCCAUCCUGUCCCAGAAGAGGAGGAGGACGGGAAAUGGAGACGGAGGGGGAGUAAAGGAGGGCGGCAUGGGAGCCGGAGAGUCCCGGGACGACGGUGACGUCGAGGUGAAAGAGAAGAGGGAGCAUGACGAGAGUCCAGGAAGCCACGCGUCCGCAUCUGUGGAUGAGUGGAGCGAUGGCAAGGCUGAAACGAGGGAGGAAGAGGAGGAGGAAGAUUAUGAAGAGAAGAGAGUCCCAUCAGCGGAGGAGAGCAUGAUCAAGGAUGAGAAAGGUGCCGGAUCUGGCGAAAAGAGGCAUGCAGCCAGAAUCAAAUCAAAAGAGAAGAAGUUUGUCGAAGAAGACGACGAGGAGGAGGAGGAGAAGAAGAGAUCUGCGUAUUCCUCACACGGCCCUAAACAAGAGGCGAAACAGGAGGAAGAGGAGGACGGAGGAGAGACGAAGGGAGAGAGUAAGGAGAGCCAUAAGCGGUGGGCCAAGAGGGGCGAGUCGUUGGUGGUGAAGAAGAAGAAAGCGGUCGGAAAGGAGGCGCAGCGGGAAGUCACUCAUCACUCGAAAGAGGUCACGGAGGAAGAUGAGGAGGAGGAGGAGGAGGAGAAGAAGAAAAGACACAAGCAAAGGAGUCCAGAGGAGAAGGAGCUGCAGAUGAUCGCCAGGGGGGGACCAGAGGAGAGGAGGGGGUCGGAGGAAGAGGGGAGCGCCAGCCGCAAGGCAGAGGACCCAGAGAUAGAAAGCUUGGCAGCCAUUGAGUCGGAGCUCGAGAACGUUGCCCAGAAGCUCCAUGAGAUGCGGCGAGGCUGAGGGAGAGACUGGUGAAAGAAAAGAAAAGAAAGUAUGACACCGAAACCUCCUCUGCCUCCUCCGCCUUACCGGCUGCCCGGUACCCACAGUUAAAGCGUUUCCAAUAUGUGACAGGAUUUUAUCUUUUGCUAUUUCUCCCCCGGAGGAGGCCCACUGCUGCAGCCUCCCUCGUGACACCCUGUCCCCUCACGUAGAUUAGUGCACAGUCGAGGAACAUUGCUGCUAGACACGCAUACUAAAAACAAACAAAUGCACAAGUUCAGCUCAUUCAAAUUUAAAUGCAUAUGAUAUUCAGAACACUUCCCGUCAGUGAAGGUUGACAUCUUCUUUUUCCUUCAUUUUCUCUCCCUCUCUUUCUGCAAAUGCACCUGGCCUGCUUUUCAAUUUCUUUUUUUUAACAUAUUGAUUUAUAUGGACGGUUGAGGUAAAUCCAGAAACACACACACACACACACACACACACACCAACAAGGUGAGGUUGUACAGUAACGGCAUGUGUACAUGUACAAAGCUCUUUCUGGGAUGCUUGCUUACUCAUGGGGAAGCGGUAGAAGAAGAAGACGUAGACGCUUACUUAUUAUAGAUACAGUCGACUCAAAUCUAGCCAAGGCAAUAAGUGGACUUUUUUUUUUUAGCAGAUUAAGGAACUGUAAUUAAUUCAUGUAAGGGCAAACCAAUUAAGUGAAUAGUUGAACUGGGAAUCUCUGUUUUGGUAGAUCAUUUUAAUGCCUCUAAAAUCGAAUGAAUAUUUGCAAAAGACGAUUAAUGCAAUAAACUUGGCGUACUAACUAAUUUACACCUGUAGUUUUCUUAAUGGAUCCUUUAACUGGCACAAUUGAUGGGUUUCGAGUCACAAUUCACAAUAGUGAUGAAUCAUUCAACGCUGUACUACAUAUUCAUAUACUGUAUUUUUCAACCUGGCUGCUCACUGCAUUGAGACACUGACUCACACUGCAGGUUACAGGCUGCACCUGGUUGUGUUUGUGGGCGGAGGAGCUGAGAACAUGAAUCAUCAUUGUUUAUACAGUAUAUUCACGAUUAC